Messenger RNA from Aureobasidium namibiae CBS 147.97, 411 nucleotides. RefSeq names its product dUTP diphosphatase. Lineage: Eukaryota; Fungi; Ascomycota; Dothideomycetes; Dothideales; Saccotheciaceae. The record is from RefSeq and is a predicted model, not a curated record. Gene Ontology annotation, molecular function: magnesium ion binding; dUTP diphosphatase activity. The annotation marks the transcript as partial. The transcript is spliced from 3 exons. Gene Ontology annotation, biological process: dUMP biosynthetic process; dUTP catabolic process.
CUCCAAAUCAAGCUCCUCUCAGCGACGGCACGCGCUCCUACACGUGGCAGUGAGUUUGCUGCCGGCUAUGAUCUCUAUGCAUCAAAGAGCACCACCGUGCCUGCCAGAGGAAAGGUGCUUGCCGACACUGACAUCUCGAUCGCUGUCCCUGCCGACACGUACGGCAGAGUAGCUCCUCGCUCCGGACUCGCUGCAAAGCACUCGAUCGAUGUUGGUGCCGGUGUCAUUGACGCUGAUUACCGCGGCCCGGUCAAGGUUCUACUCUUCAACCUUGGCGAGACCGACUUCGCCAUCAACGAGGGCGACAGAAUUGCACAACUGAUCAUUGAGAGAAUCUAUACACCCGAGGUUCUCGUGGUCGAGCAGCUUCCUGACAGUGUUCGUGGAGCAGGCGGCUUUGGUUCGACCGGC